Notothenia coriiceps (black rockcod) is the source of this 672-nucleotide messenger RNA. RefSeq names its product homeobox protein CHOX-CAD. NCBI's taxonomy places the organism in Eukaryota, Metazoa, Chordata, Actinopteri, Perciformes, Nototheniidae. Bases 1 to 672 code for a protein of 223 amino acids. Gene Ontology annotation, biological process: cell differentiation; anterior/posterior axis specification; embryo development. The record is from RefSeq and is a predicted model, not a curated record. Gene Ontology annotation, cellular component: nucleus. The transcript has 3 exons. Gene Ontology annotation, molecular function: RNA polymerase II transcription regulatory region sequence-specific DNA binding; DNA-binding transcription factor activity, RNA polymerase II-specific.
AUGUACCCCAACUCGCAGUCGGCCAGACACCCGGCUCAAACACUUUCUUUGAACAGUCAGUACUUUCCGCCUCCGUAUGACUUCACCGGGUUCCAUCACGUCCCGGGAGUCGGGGACCCGUCGACAGGUGCCUGGAGCUCCAUGUACCCUCCCCGGGAAGAGUACGCGUACAGCUUCCCGGGGUCAAGCCCCAGCAGCGCGGCGCAGGCCAGCUUCUCCUCCCCGGAGCUGAGCGGCACGCCCACCCAUGCUGGAGGGGGGUCGUUCACCCCGUACAACUUCAUCUCAGGACAGGAACCCUUCGGUCCCAAGAGGAGACCACAUGAAACCGCUUCAGGAACCAAGACUCGCACUAAGGACAAGUACCGGGUGGUUUACACUGACCAGCAACGCCUGGAGCUAGAGAAGGAGUUUCAGUUCAACCGCUACAUCACCAUGAGGAGGAAGACCGAGCUGUCAUUGACAUUAGGCCUCUCUGAGAGACAGGUGAAGAUUUGGUUUCAGAACAGACGUGCCAAAGAGAGGAAGAUAAACCGUAAGAAGCAGCAGAACUCUCAGCAGGCCUCCACAACCACCCCCAACCCGCCUGCUCAGGGUGGGCCCGCUGACUCCCACAUCCCCACCAGCCCCAGCAGGAACAUUUUGUCUGACACUAUAUCAGAGGAAUACUAG